Messenger RNA from Aedes albopictus (Asian tiger mosquito), 2326 nucleotides. RefSeq names its product DNA polymerase alpha subunit B. Lineage: Eukaryota; Metazoa; Arthropoda; Insecta; Diptera; Culicidae. Gene Ontology annotation, biological process: DNA replication; DNA replication initiation. The record is from RefSeq and is a predicted model, not a curated record. The coding region runs from base 219 to 2183 and encodes 654 amino acids. The transcript is spliced from 3 exons. Gene Ontology annotation, molecular function: DNA binding. Gene Ontology annotation, cellular component: alpha DNA polymerase:primase complex.
UGUGCAUCAAUUAUGUGUGACUUUGUUUUACUGUGACGUAAAUUGGCGCGCAACUUGUUCUUGUUGGUUGUCAGUGAGUGCGCGGGUUGCGUUUGUUUAUUUACUCCUGGCCUAACGAAUCGGUAGUGCUAGUGCUUUCUGCAGCUAAAACGGCUAAAAUUAGUUUUAGGCUUCACUAGUGUCACAAACUUGAACUAGCGGAACUCCCCCGCCAAAGAAUGGUAUCGAUUGAAAGCUUACGGGAGCAGUUCGACGAGAUCGGGCUAGAGCCCUCAACCGAUGUGAUCGACAAGUGUCUGGAAAUUUGCUCCCGCUGUGGCGUUGAUGACCCGGUUGAAUUCGUGGAAACAUGGAUGGCAUAUAGUGUAUCGAAGCUGGGCGGUGCGGAACCCACCGUAGACACCCUGCGGGACAUGGAAUCGCACGAGUUUGCUAACAAGGUUCGUAAAACGAAGGAUUUGCCAUCGGUAUUAACGACACCAUCCGCAGUAAACCGCGUCAGGCAAAAUGCAGCCGUGGGAUCUCCUGGUUCGCCACGGGGCGGCGAUGCUGGACUGGUGAUCUACAGCAACACGGAUUUGAACUCGGUGGACGCCGAAGUGCUCGGGUCGUACGGAUGCGUAACGCCAAAGGCUCAGAAACCGGUAUCGAAGCUUCACGGAUCCACUCCCGUACGAAACAAAGCCCUGUUCUCACCAGCCAGCUAUUCGCCUCUUUCCUCCAAGCAAUCACAGGAGCAGGAUGGACCGAACAAUUCCGGCAACGUAGUUUACACCUUCGGUAACGGCCAACUGCUUAAACAGAUCAACUGGUCGUCGGGCGAUGUCAUCCGUAGCGGUCGGCUCUCGAUCGAGAUUCCCACGUUGAAAGAAGGCGAUCAUGGGGAGGAAAGUGUGGCAGCGUCAGAUGAACUGGGGAAGUUCAUGAAUGCCGAUUGUAAGUACAUGUUUGACUCCAGCUAUGAGCGAAGUCUCAUCCUCGGCGAUCGAAUCUACGAAGGAUGCAAGGGAAUUUGUCGUAGAUUGGCACAGCUUAAGCUGGAAGAGUCGCAGGUUAAGCCAUUGCAGAAGGAUGAGAUUGAAGGGGAUUUGACCGCGGUGGAACCGAACGAUCAGGAUGUAACCACUGUCGAGACGGUUCCGAUCCACCAUGUGGACUAUCAUAGCUCAGAGGUGAUCAACGUGAUGGGACGGAUCGUUGUUCACCCGGAGCGAAAGAACGAUAACUUGGCGAUAGUUGAUUUUGACGAGAUGACCUUGCGGUACAUGAAGUUGGAUUUCAGCAAGCUAAAGACCUGGUCGGUAUUUCCGGGAGAAACCGUUGUCUUAGAGGGAGUCAAUCAACGGGGUAAUGCCUUUGAAGUUCAAAAAGUACACUUCGAGGGAACUCUUCAACUACCCAAGGCACCGACGAAGCUUGGAAGUGAGCUAAACAUGGUGAUCGCAUCAGGCCCCUACACCGAUAAGGAUGAUCUUUUGUACGAAAAACUAUCGGAUUUGCUAGCAUACUGCAAAAACAACAGCCCGGACGUGUUGAUUCUCACGGGUCCAUUUGGCGAUGUCACCAAUUCGUUGUUCAGUACGAUCGCCGAAACCUACGAAGAGUACUUCGAGAAAAUCAUCACGAACAUCAUGAGCUCGGUGUCACCCAAUACCGAAGUGCUAAUCGUGUCGCACCACGACGAUCUUAUGUCCAUGUUCGUCUACCCCUCUUUCCCGUACGAAAUCAACUCGAAGCACCAGAACCUGCGCUUCCUACCGGACCCCUGCGUGAUCGCGAUCAACGGACUGCAGAUAGGCAUAACGACGGCGGACGUCAUCAAGGAUCUAUCGGAAGCGGAAGUUAGCGGCGAUCCGAAGGGCGACAAAAUCAAAAGGGCCUUCAAUUACAUGUUCCACCACAAAACGUUCUACCCGUUGCAUCCUCCGCCGGAAAGCCUGCCGCUGGAUUUGGAUCUGCUGAAUUCGUUCGGUGGUCUUCCGCGGGUGCCCAACAUGAUGAUCUGCCCGGGCGACUUAAAGUGCUACAUCAGGGACGUGCACGGAUGUGUUUGUAUCAACCCCGGGCGCCUGUCGGAUCAGAGCAGCGGUGAGGGCACUUUUGCCCGGGUGGUGGUUAAGCAGCCGGAAUCGGAAACGACGGUGCCGUUCAACUACGUGGUUUGUCAGGUGGUGAAGUCGUGAGAUCGAGUUUCACGUAGACGCAGUAAGUACAAAAGAACGUGUGAGUAUUUCAUUCUCAAAAUAGUGAGGUGAUUUUAAUCAUCUUAAUAAGGAUUUUUUUUAAAUGGUGGAUACAUGAAAUACAACGUUUCAUUUCAGUAAAA